GGAGCGUAUAAGUCAGCUGUCAAAUUACUGUCAUUUGUUUAGGUCAAAAUUUAAAAUAGGCGGAGGUAUAAAACCUCGUAUUUAAGUAGAUAUCUGUUCUUUGUCCUUGUAAAUAUAACUGGAAGACGUGUAAAUUAGACGAACAUUACAGAGUUCUAUAAUAAGUAACCCAAUCGACGUGAAUAAGCGAUCAAGAUGAGCAAGCUGUGCCGUCAGGUGUCCAUCGAGUCCCCCGGGGCCACGCUGAAAGAGUGCGUGUUCAGUUUCGACGUGCCCGUGCCUGAGGUGCCCAUGUACGGCGCGCGGAUCCGCGUCGCGUACGCCGGCGCCUGCUACAGGGCGAACCGCACCCGUUCCGCCUCCGUGUGCUCGACAUCUUCCGUCUCGUCCAUCGGCAGCCUGUCGGGCGAGAUGGAGAACUUCGGGAUUCACACUUCAACGCCUGCACAUAUAGGACUACGCGACGGAGCCCUGUUUCCAGGCUACGAGGUGGCCGGAGUGGUUGACGCCAUCGGCAAAAACGCCGACACUGAAGGCAUAAAGGAAGGCGACAGGAUCGUGCUGUACCCGUACGAAGGAGUCCCCCACGGCUACGCGGACUACAUCGUCGUCCCGGACUUCAAGUGCCUGGUGCGCGUGCCGCCCGAGCUGCCGCUGAGCGUAGCCGCCAUGCUGCCCACCGGCGCGCUGCUCGCCAUGAACACCGUCAACACGGGCAGCGACUGCCUGCACAAGAUCCUUGAAGGGCCCGACCACAAGGACAUAGCCACCGUGCUCAUAGUCGGCACCGGCGGCCUCGCGCUCUGGGCGCUGCGCAUAGCCACCCACUACUUCCGCCAGUCUUGCUGGCAUGAUCGCGUCCGGAUAUCCGUCGCCACGCUCAAGGAUGAAGGUUUUCUGUAUGCCCAGGACAGUGAACAAAUAAAAGUAGUACAAUGGAACGAGGACCUAUACGAGAAACAGCUGAUCGAGCGCACCACGGACGCGUGCGGCGGCCCCGUCGACCUCGUCAUGAACUUCGGCACCACCUCGCGUUCACUACACCGCUCACUGCAGUGCCUAGCGCCGGGCGGCGUGGUCCUAGUAACGGAGGACGUGGGCGAGAAGCUCCUGCCCAAGUUCGCGAAGAAGGCCGAGGAGCUGCACGUGCACGUGGUGGUCGUGCCCAACGGCACGCUGGAGCAGCUGCGCGAGCUGGUGGGGCUGGUCGCCAAGGGGGAGAUCGCCCCUCCCCCCCACUCGGUGUUCCCGGCCGAGGAGGCGCAGGAGGUGGUCCGCAAGCUGUGCAACUCGGAGAUCAGGGGCCGCGCCAUCCUGCGGUUCCACAACGUCUAUUAAGUGACUGGCUCGCUGUACUGUACCUGGGGAUAUACAGAUGCGAUUGCCGGAAAUCCAGUGGCGUAACUAUACAUACACAGUCUGUGGCCUGUAGUACGAGCAAAAAAUUUAAGAGCGCUAUUACAUUUCGGCGUUGAGCGAGUUUAGGUAUUUUACGCGCUGCGGCAGGCCGUGCGAGCUCAGUAUGCCGAUCCCUUCUACCACACUCGCACUACAAUGAUGGAUUAAACAUUCUUGAUCCUUCGCGAAGCAUAUUGAAAUCAACCAUAACAACACUAACUGUACUUAACUUUUAAAGUUCUAAAACUGUUAUUUGGUAAGUACGAAAAUACUAAAUGCAGUGCAAAUGUACAUAGGGGCUGUUCAUAAAUU
This is a messenger RNA of Cydia splendana, 1710 nucleotides long. RefSeq lists its product as uncharacterized. Lineage: Eukaryota; Metazoa; Arthropoda; Insecta; Lepidoptera; Tortricidae. Bases 196 to 1338 code for a protein of 380 amino acids. The record is from RefSeq and is a predicted model, not a curated record. Gene Ontology annotation, molecular function: oxidoreductase activity. The transcript is spliced from 9 exons.